CGAAAAAUAAAAUAAAAUAUUUUUCAUUUAAAAUUUUGCUUCCGUUGUUCUGAAUUUAGUACAUAAUUGCUAGGAUGCUGAUAAUUGCUAGGAUGCUGAAGUAAGGGAAUAACAACGUCAUAGGCAAGACCAUAGACUGAAUCUUUUGCCAGCUUACAAUCAUGCACAAUAAGUGAAUUUUAGAAAACAUGUUACCUACUAUCAAUAAGAAAGUUGACAAUCAGUACAUGCUGUAAAUAUCACCGCGAAAUCCGAAUCUAUAAUAUAAUAUGAGACUUUCGUUGACCCAUGAAAGGAAAGAGCUAUGCUACGCCUCCAACAACAGUUGUUCCACCCGUUUCAGCUACUCUGCCACCAGCAUCUCUGACUACACCUCCACCAGCAGUUACACCAAACGUCUCACCACCACCAGCUCCAAAGGUUGCACCAGUUAUCAGCCCAGUAGCUCCGCCUCCACAACCACCACAAAGCCCGCGUGUGCCAGCUCCAACCGUCUCACCACCGCUUGCACCAUCCUCUCCCCAACCGGCAUCACCACCACCAGCAACUUCUCCACCACCAGCUUCACCGCCUCUAGCGCUUACACCAAUAACUCUACCACCAGCACCAGCUCCUCCCAAGCACAAGAAAAAGCACAAACACAAGAGGCAUCACCAUGCCCCAGCUCCAGCACCAACUCCUCCAAGCCCUCCAUCUCCUCUAGUUCUAACAGAUUCCCAGGACAUGUCUCCAGCACCAUCACCAUUUCAGAACGCGGUAACACUCUCUUACUAAACUACAAUCUUUAAAAAGAAACGCACUCUCACCAAACUGAAUUAUCUAACAAUCUUUAAUUUCUGGUUUUACAGAAAGGAGGAAAUGCCUUUAACCAGUGUUGUAGGCAGAGAUCCAGACUACUCAAAGGCUUGACUGAGGUUCAAGAGUUCGGACUGGACAGGACGAACGGAUGGCCACGGGAGCGGCUAGACGAGUGCGAUAAGGGGAGGAUCGGUCGGUUUGUACCUGAAACAAGAGGGAGUGAUUUUUAUGAGUUUUAUGGAUUAAAAUGAAUAACAGAGAGUAUGUUAACUGAGAAAUAAAGAACAUAAACAAUAUGAAUUUUUAUGGAUUUUUAUUUUAAUGGCCGAUCUGAAACAAUAGAUGCAAUGAAACAAAAACAAGAGAAAGAUAGAGAUGGAUGAUGGAUUCAAGUUGCUGGACGUGUGUCUCUCUCAACAAGAACAGGGGAUGGUUUGAAGGAUAGAUAUGGAUCCGGUUCUUGCUGGACGUAU
Messenger RNA from Brassica napus (rape), 1271 nucleotides. RefSeq names its product lysine-rich arabinogalactan protein 19-like. Bases 289 to 774 code for a protein of 161 amino acids. The record is from RefSeq and is a predicted model, not a curated record. The transcript has a single exon. NCBI's taxonomy places the organism in Eukaryota, Viridiplantae, Streptophyta, Magnoliopsida, Brassicales, Brassicaceae.